UUCACUCCGGAACUUGUUACUGACGGACAGCGCUGUGUACAUGCCCGUCAGGUUGUCCUCUGAGAGCCUUGUUACUGUUUAGUGUGUUUAAUUGUGUUAUUUUUGUGCAGCAGUAGAAAAAGAGCAGAUUAACGAUGACUUCCAGAGGGACACCGAGUCGUUUCUUGAGAAGUGUCCUUCAAAAUGGCGUCGGUCGGUACGUUUGCCAGCUAAAACGAAUCUCCAUCAUCUUCUCCAAAAAGGCUCAGAGUUCGCUGGGAGCCAGGGAUUUUAUCGAGGAGGGAGUUGUGGAUUAUGCCAACAAGAACCCUGGAACUGUCGUCUAUGUGUCUCCGCAGCCCUGCAGGGUACCAAAAAUAGUUGCAGAAUACUUAAAUGGCAACGUGAGGGAAGAAACCAUCACGAGCAAAACGUCUCAGCAGAUAUCUGAGCUUUUGACUAAGCUGACCAAUCAGUCCGGUCUGGAAAUCAUCCGCAUCCGCAAACCCAUCCACACAGACAGUCCCAGCAUCCAGGGCCUGUGGCACCCUUUCACCAACCGCCCCCCGUCUAUCGGCCCCAUAAGGCCACAGAAACCCAAUUCUCAAUAAGGACUAACCAAAGAAAAUGUUUAAAUUCCAUUUGUAUUUUUUGCAGUUUAAAUUAAAUCACUGGCGAAUAACAGUUUCUGCAUCGGCUUCCUUUAGAUUUUUUUUCCUGGAUAAUACCACACUGUUGUCUGAUUAUUUUUUUUAACCAUCUCCUUCUGUUUGCAGCAGAGCCCACUUGAAGCAAAAAAUGCUCACAGUUCCAGCUCUAAAUGCCACAUUUGAAUAGACUUUAAAUGGAUCCACCAGAGCUUUGUCAGCAGGCAUACUAAAGAGCAGAUAACUGUUUUUAAAUCUCAAGGUUAUUUGAAGAUUUGUGUAAUAAGUGCCGCAGAUGGAACUUUGAAAUAAAAUAAAAAAAACAACUUUCAGAUGUUGAUGUUUAAAUAUAGAUUUUCUUUAGAGGUGGGUUUCAGCACCUCAAGAGAAGAAGAAGCACAGCCGUAGUGCUGUCUGCAUCGCUCAGUGUAAAAACUUAAAAAGAAUUAUGUGUUUUUUAAGUUGUACUCCAGGGUGAAUGUAAAUGUUUUCACGGCUUAAUACUGACAAGAUUUGAAGGUGUCCUUAAAUAUCCCACAGCUUAAAUGAACAUGACAGAUGGUUGUGUGAUGGCCUGAGGGACAGCCUUUAACCUUCAGUGUGAGCUGUCCUCUGUAACAGGAACAGAAAACUUAACACUCGUCCAGCGGGUGAUUUGUUCAAAUUCAACAAGGCGUUGAAUUUUGGCACAACUACUGGUUGCUUUCUUUGCAUUUCUUCUACUGAAUUCAUCAUUUUUGACUGCAAAAGGCAUUCAGGGUUCACCCCCAGUGUUGCUCUCCAAAAAACAAAUACAACCAAGUGGAAACCAUCGGACGAAUACAAAUAAGAGUCUUGCAUGAAGCCAACCUGAAGAGUGCAGCAGGCGAACAGUAUACUUUAUAACCCCGGCCACAGGAAAUGGUUAGGCAAUGUGACUGUUUAUGUAGAGCGGGAGAGUGACAUGACUGCAAAGAUGCUGAUGAGCUCUGCAGGAAGAUGCUGCUGUUCAUUUCACUCACUUUCUCCCACGUAUCUUUUCUAAUUAGCAUUCCAGUGUUAAAUUAGACUCAGACAUGGAGGCUGCACUUGGAAUAAAAGUGUCUAACUUUAAAUCUCCAAACUUUUUAUCAGUAAAUUUCAGAUUUAAAAAGGGGCAUUGCCUGUUUUGUAGAAUAAAGUCUUCAUUUAUCCAAAACAGAUAAAUGUAUUCCGCCAUCCCCAAGUUAAAGUCUGCAACGGCCAGUUUUAAGAUUCCAACCCCUUUAUCAACCCGUCCAAGCUUUUAAUCUUCACAUGAGUAUAAAAUGAAACAUUUCUUUCUUUGCGUUUCCACUGAUCUCUGAUCAGUUAGCUUGAUGAGGUUGAGUCUCCAGCUUCAUUUCCAGCAUCUGAAAGCCACUGCUGUGUUUCCAGGGGGGUUCUUCUGCUAUUGAUCAUUUCUGGAUAAAAAUGAACACCCAAGUAAUUUUAAGUAACUGUUAACCCAAUAGCUUUGUUUCUCAAAGCAAUGGUGCACUGUCUCAACCCAUGCCACUCUCUUCUUCACCUCUCUUGUGCUCUGUCUGUUCCUUUGUAUGGUCAACCCUGGGUAUUUAAACUCAGCAAACUUCAGCAUCUCUACUCCUUGCAUCUUCAGUGUUCACCUGUCUCUCUCUCAUUCACACCCUCUCACUACAGAUCUGGUUAUUUUUGUUGUGGUCCUGGUCUAGAUUAGCAAAUGGCAGAAACAUUUAUGUUGUGAGUUUAUUUCAGUGGUAGCCCCCCUAUUUGCACAAUAAAGAAUUGAAUAAAGAAUGUAAAAGUGAACAUUUAUAAGGAAAAUCUCAGAAAUUAAUCAAUUUAAGAAUUAUUUAAUGAAUAGGUAGAAAAUGAAAAUGGAAAGUGAAUAAAUAGGGGACUGAAAUGAAGAAGGUAACUCAAUACAGAUGCCGUUUUGUUACAGUUUUUAAAAUGUUUUUGUUAAUGGCGUAUCUAUUUUUUUGUUUUUUUUUAAUUUAGUAAGUGUUAGCCAGCCACCUUUGGAAAGAUGUUUUGAAAACCUAUUAAAGUAAUUUUGGCACUUA
Messenger RNA from Oreochromis niloticus (Nile tilapia), 2671 nucleotides. RefSeq names its product mitochondrial ribosomal protein L43 (gene mrpl43). Gene Ontology annotation, molecular function: structural constituent of ribosome. The record is from RefSeq and is a predicted model, not a curated record. Gene Ontology annotation, biological process: mitochondrial translation. Gene Ontology annotation, cellular component: mitochondrial large ribosomal subunit. Lineage: Eukaryota; Metazoa; Chordata; Actinopteri; Cichliformes; Cichlidae. The transcript is spliced from 3 exons. Bases 135 to 590 code for a protein of 151 amino acids.